Molecule: messenger RNA, 877 nt
Organism: Diospyros lotus (date-plum)
Lineage: Eukaryota; Viridiplantae; Streptophyta; Magnoliopsida; Ericales; Ebenaceae
Product: cysteine proteinase inhibitor-like
Exons: 3
Coding region: 244-549 (101 amino acids)
Molecular function (GO): cysteine-type endopeptidase inhibitor activity
Source: RefSeq, a predicted model, not a curated record
AAGCAUCGACACCGGCGGCGACGAUAACGACCAAUUGGAUCCCUAUUAUUCAACGCGCUUCCUUCAUGAACGCGCCUUUCCUACGCGUUGGGUUUCGAUUCGCGUUCCCUUAUCCUAAUCACUUUGUGCUCUUCUCUUUCUUCCUAUAAAUUGUGAACGCUCUUCACUUUCCUUUGCAUCUUGUGCUUUGCUUCACCAAAGUAAUUCAUAGAGAGAGAAAGAGAGAGAGAGAGAGGGUAGCGAAUGGCGAAGCUUGGAGGAAUUAAGGAAGUGGGGGGCAGCGCCAACAGCGUAGAGAUCGACAGCCUCGCGCGCUUCGCUGUCGAUGAACACAACAAGAAAGAGAAUGCGCUUCUCGAGUUUGGAAAAGUUGUGAAUACGAAAGAGCAGGUUGUUGCUGGAACAAUGUAUUAUAUAACACUGGAGGCGAAAGAUGGUACUCAGAAGAAAGUUUAUGAGGCAAAGGUUUGGGUGAAGCCAUGGAUGAACUUCAAGGAGCUGCAAGAAUUCAAGCUCAUUGGUGAUGCUCCUGCCGAGCCUUGUGCUUAGCUAGGUAGGUGAUUACAACCACCCAACCCUUCGGAUCGGAUGUACUUGCAGCUGAAUUAUCCAUAUCCUUCGAAGGGGGUAGAAGGGGCUUAAGUGUUAUCCAUAAUGCAUUGAUGAGAGCUUCUGUCAAUUGGCAGUUCUGUACUUACUCUCUACUACUAUAAUCUAUUUUAUCCUUGUGUCAGUUGGCAUCUGCACUCUUUACUAUGUGUUCUCUGUGUGGAAAUUAUAUCCCCCAUGUUCUGUACUUUACGGGAGGGACUAGGAGUGCUGGAUUUCGAUUUUUAAUGGGUUUAAGAAAUAAAAGCUGCCCUGUUAGUAGAUCUGA